Molecule: messenger RNA, 635 nt
Organism: Ectocarpus sp. CCAP 1310/34
Lineage: Eukaryota; Phaeophyceae; Ectocarpales; Ectocarpaceae
Source: the annotation of a GenBank genome assembly
GGUUUGUGUACCUCGGGCGUACCAUGUCCGCGGACGGAAAGGCCGACCGGGAGAUCACGAGCCGCAGCUGCCGAGCGUGGAAGUGCUACCGCCGGAAGAGUGCUUCGAUGUACGACAGGCGACGGGCCGACCGCCAGCUCAAGAUCCGGCUUCUCCAGGCUGAAGUGGUGGAGACUCUCCUGUAUGGGUGCGCCUCGUGGAGCCUAACAGCGGAGCACUACACGAAGCUCAAUGGGACCCACCGCCAGUUCCUCACACGGUGCAUCGGCUGGAGCAAGCGGAAACGCUCAGACCGCCCCCUGUCCUAUGCCCAGGCCCUCAUCCAGGCAGGCUGCGAGGAAACCAUCGAGGCCACCGUGCGCAAACGGAGACUGUGUUUCGCGGGCUUUGUUAUGCGCAUGGAGGACAACCGCCUCCCCAAGCGUAUGCUGUUAGGAGAGAUGGCGGGGGGCGGGGAAUACCGGGGCGGGCAGGAGAGCCACUGGGUGUCUCGUGUAGGAGAGGACCUCGUGGCCUUCAACAUGGGAGACGAAAAGGAAGGGGGGGAAUGGAAAGAGAGCGCCAAGGACUCGGAGGUGUGGAACAACAAGGUCGAGGACGGGGCGGCAUGACUCAUGAGGAAAUGGCACAGGCAG